AUGCAAGACGAAGCCGAAGCCGUACUCUGCUCGGGAAAGAACAUCUUUUACCUACCCUUUGGCGCGAUGGGACAAUUCUAUGACUGGGCGUACCGGACGAUGAGAACCAUACCCCCAGUCAAGAAGCUCGAUUGCGCCUUCGAUAUGCGUGAUGUUGCGGAGAACACGUCCGCUAUGGUCCAACGGAUGAAAGCUGAGAACAGGCUCGAUGUCGUCGGGGACGACUUCGAGCGCCUUUCCAGGAGUGAGAAAGCGGAGCUUCUGCACCAUGAGAGCAUUGGAGACCUCUUAUGUGUUUGGACGGACAAGAUCCACGCUUUUAGUGUGCAUGAUCUCGACCUACUCCGCCUUGAUCUGAGCAAUUGCCGGUGCCUCUCAGGAUGUUGCUGGCUUGGGCAAGAACUGCUAGAGAACCUGGAUUUCGACCAGACUUAUGCAGAGUAUCCUCGGCGAAUCGAAAUCAUUGGCGCUUUGAAGGAGGAAGAAGACUUGUGGAGAGCUGCAGUUGGACGAGGCAGUGACGUUCCCUUGGAACGCGUAUUCUUCAUAGAUGCUCCGGAGCAUGUCUGA
This is a messenger RNA of Letharia columbiana, 570 nucleotides long. RefSeq lists its product as uncharacterized. The transcript has a single exon. NCBI's taxonomy places the organism in Eukaryota, Fungi, Ascomycota, Lecanoromycetes, Lecanorales, Parmeliaceae. The record is from RefSeq and is a predicted model, not a curated record. Bases 1 to 570 code for a protein of 189 amino acids.